UGGUAAUGUGAAGGUCAUUGAACCAGCAGUCCCUCGGGCUGUCCUUUGGUGUUUCAUGGGAGACGGUGAAAUCUCCGAAGGACACCCGUCUCAGGGCAACUGGACCAACAUCAAGGGCUUUGUUCUUGGAACUGUGGAGAAUGGCAGGCUUGGCACGAUGUGUUACCGUCUGGCCGCUGCCCUCCCUUCUCACUAUAAAUGCUAGGACAUUUCAACCAUCAGCUGGGCAACGGUUCUUUCAAACUUUCCCUGCUUUAUUGUGUCAAACAGCAAAAGGAGUUCGCUACAAGGAUCUUGUUGUUGGCGUUCCCAAGGAAAUAUACAAAAAUGAGAAGAGAGUCGCUCUUUCCCCUGCUGGAGUCCAAGCCUUAGUUAAGCAAGGCUUUAAUGUACAGUUGGAACAUGGAGCUGGUGAAGAGUCGAAGUUCUCUGAUGAGCAGUACCAAGUGGCUGGAGCCAAAAUUGGGGAGCUAAAAUCUGUGUUUGGAUCUGAUAUUGUUUUAAAGGUCAGAGCUCCGGUCUUAAAUGAAGCAUUGGGAGUACAUGAAGCAACCCUGCUGAAAGAGAAGGCGAUUCUGGUCAGCUUCAUCUAUCCAGCACAGAAUCCAGAUCUCCUGGACAAACUUGCUCAGCGCAAAGCCACUGUCUUGGCCAUGGACCAAGUUCCUCGAGUCACCAUUGCUCAAGGAUAUGAUGCCCUAAGUUCAAUGGCCAACAUUGCAGGGUACAAAGCUGUAGUCCUAGCAGCCAAUCAUUUUGGAAGAUUUUUCACUGGGCAAAUUACUGCAGCUGGAAAGGUUCCUCCAGCAAAGAUUCUGGUAAUUGGAGGGGGUGUGGCAGGCUUGGCUGCAGCUGGAGCAGCCAAAUCAAUGGGAGCCAUUGUCCGAGGAUUUGACACCAGGCCCCCGGCUUUGGAACAGUUCAAAUCCCUUGGUGCAGAGCCUUUAGAAGUUGACAUGGCUGAAGGAGGAGAAGGCGUCGGGGGAUAUGCAAAGGAGAUGUCCAAGGAGUUUAUUGAGGCAGAAAUGGCAUUAUUUGCCAAACAGUGUAAAGACGUGGAUAUUGUUAUUAGCACUGCUCUUAUUCCAGGGAAAAGGGCUCCCAUCCUGAUAACCAAGAGUAUGGUCGAGUCCAUGAAGGAUGGCUCAGUAAUCGUAGAUCUUGCUGCUGAGGCUGGUGGCAAUGUGGAGACCACCCAUCCUGGAGAACUUCACAUUCACAAGGGUGUGGUACACAUUGGUUACACGGACUUGCCAAGUCGCAUGGCUACCCAGGCCACUAGCCUUUAUUCCAACAACAUCUUGAAGUUGUUAAAAGCGAUUUCUCCUAGCAAAGAAUACUUUUACUUUGAGCCAAAGGAUGAUUUUGAUUAUGGGACGAUUGAUCAUGUCAUUAGAGGGACUAUGGUGAUGAAGGAAGGAAAGAAUUUGUUUCCGGCACCUUUGCCUAAAACCUUGCCACCCCCACCCCCAGCUAAACAAAAAACUGUCCAGGAAUUAGAAGCUGAGAAAAUUGCUUCCGUCUCACCAUUUAAAAAGACCAUGACUUCAGCUGGAGUUUAUACUACAGGUCUGACAACUGUUUUAGGGCUGGGCCUAAUUUCCCCUAAUGCUGCUUUUACACAAAUGGUGACCACCUUUGGCCUGGCUGGGAUCAUUGGCUAUCAUACUGUUUGGGGUGUUACACCUGCUCUUCACUCUCCCCUGAUGUCCGUCACAAAUGCCAUCUCUGGCCUUACUGCUGUUGGGGGUUUGGUACUGAUGGGCGGAUCUUACCUUCCUUCAAGUGUACCACAAACAUUAGCUUUACUGGCUGCGUUCAUUUCAUCCGUAAAUAUUGCAGGUGGUUUCUUAAUUACUCAGAGAAUGCUGGACAUGUUUAAGCGGCCAACAGAUCCACCUGAAUAUAAUUACCUUUACGUCCUCCCUGGAGCAGUGUUUGUUGGAGGGUAUGGUGCAUCUCUUGCCAGCGGAUACAGCACUGAACAGAUGAUGUAUCUGGGCUCAGGUCUUUGCUGUGUCGGUGCACUCGCAGGGCUGUCUAGCCAGAAAACGUCUAGACUUGGCAAUGCUCUAGGGAUGAUCGGGGUUGCUGGUGGCAUUGCAGCUACUUUGGGUGCUUUGAAACCAUCACCUGAACUACUGGCCCAAAUGUCGACAGCCAUGGCAAUGGGAGGCACGAUGGGUCUCACCAUUGCGAAACGGAUUGAAAUCUCUGACCUUCCACAGCUUGUUGCUGCAUUUCACAGUCUGGUCGGCUUGGCAGCUGUUCUGACGUGCGUUGCAGAGUACAUGAUCGAAUAUCCACACCUUGACAUUCAUCCUUCUGCCAAUGUUCUCAAAACCGUGGCUUAUUUGGGCACCUAUAUUGGGGGAGUAACAUUCAGUGGUUCUUUGGUGGCGUAUGGAAAACUGCAAGGUUUAUUAAACUCGGCGCCUCUCAUGCUGCCCGGACGCCAUUAUUUGAACGGUGGCUUGUUGGCAGCCUCAGCAGGUGGGAUGAUUCUUUUUAUGCUGGACCCAAGCUAUACUACAGGCAUGGCUUGCCUUCUCGGUGUCUCAGGACUCUCCUCAAUCAUGGGAGUAACCCUGACUGCAGCUAUCGGUGGAGCAGAUAUGCCCGUGGUGAUCACCGUGCUCAACAGCUACUCUGGAUGGGCUUUGUGUGCAGAAGGUUUCCUUCUUGACAACAAUCUCAUGACUAUUGUGGGUGCCUUAAUUGGUUCUUCUGGAGCUAUUCUAUCAUACAUCAUGUGUGUGGCCAUGAACCGAUCUUUGCCCAAUGUCAUUUUGGGCGGAUAUGGUACUUCAUCCACAGCCGGCGGAAAGCCCAUGGAAAUAGUUGGCACACACACUGAAAUUGGAAUUGAUCAAGCUAUUGAGAUGAUCAAAGAAGCUAAUUCAAUCAUCAUUACCCCCGGUUGGGGCCUUUGUGCUGCCAAAGCCCAGUAUCCCAUUGCUGACAUGGUGAAAAUGCUCAAUGAACAAGGGAAGAAAGUCAGGUUCGGCAUCCAUCCGGUUGCGGGCCGCAUGCCAGGGCAGCUGAAUGUUCUGUUGGCAGAAGCCGGUGUGCCUUAUGACGUGGUGCUGGAAAUGGAUGAGAUAAAUGAAGAUUUCCCAGGCACAGACUUGGCUUUGGUAAUUGGCGCCAAUGACACCGUGAACUCCGCAGCCCAGGAAGAUCCGAACUCCAUCAUCGCUGGCAUGCCUGUCCUGGAGGUCUGGAGAGCCAAGCAAGUGAUUGUCAUGAAGCGCACCCUGGGCGUUGGGUAUGCUGCCGUUGACAACCCCAUCUUUUACAAGCCCAAUACCUCAAUGCUGCUUGGUGACGCCAAGAAGACUUGUGAUGCUUUACAAGCCAAGAUUAGGGAAAGCCAUGCUCAUUAAAAUGUUUCCAAUCAGACCAGAUAGGGCACAAUCCAACACUACUGAUUGCACUGAAUGAGUUCAGGACUUUGAGAUCAAUGGAUCUUAAAAUGUACAAUGUGUGCCCUUUAUUGGUAUAAUUCAGAAAGAUUUCUAUAUAGCUGUACCAGGGUAUGGAUGGAAGACAUAGGAGAAAGCCACAUGGCUGAAGGUCAGCACAUCUGGGUUGUUUCAGUGCCUGGAUCGGACACCUCUUGUAUGCUGCCUCGAGUUUGACGGUGAAAGAAAGGGUGGAUGGAGCAAUAAGUAACCCCUCAGAUAUGCAGGUAGGAACACCUGUGAAAAUAAAUGUGAGAAAUGUG
Molecule: messenger RNA, 3727 nt
Organism: Gekko japonicus
Lineage: Eukaryota; Metazoa; Chordata; Lepidosauria; Squamata; Gekkonidae
Product: NAD(P) transhydrogenase, mitochondrial-like
Biological process (GO): proton transmembrane transport; NADPH regeneration
Cellular component (GO): mitochondrial inner membrane
Molecular function (GO): NAD binding; NADP binding
Source: RefSeq, a predicted model, not a curated record